Messenger RNA from Periophthalmus magnuspinnatus, 3060 nucleotides. RefSeq lists its product as uncharacterized. The transcript has 5 exons. The record is from RefSeq and is a predicted model, not a curated record. NCBI's taxonomy places the organism in Eukaryota, Metazoa, Chordata, Actinopteri, Gobiiformes, Gobiidae. Bases 199 to 3060 code for a protein of 953 amino acids. Gene Ontology annotation, cellular component: nucleus.
GUCCGGAGGAUUCACUCAGAGCCGCACGUGGCUGUGCGCGCCACAGGAGGCGCGUGGACGAGCGCGCCACAGACAGUGAAAAACAGACACAACUCCAGGAGUUUACACGUGGAGGUACGGAGCGCGUGGUCACUCCUGUGGUCACUCCUGUGGUCACUCCUGUGGUCACUCCGCGCGGUCCGGUCACGCGCCGUGGUCAUGGCGUGUUACUUCGUCGUGAUCCGGUCCACGCGCCUGCGGGACGGACAGCUGAGGAGCAUCAAGGGAGUGUUCAGGGGCCCGAUAGGAGCCAGAGGGGCCCCGAGAGAGGGUAAAUGCUCUGGUCUGUACUGUGAGCUGUGUGACAAACAGUACGAGAGACAACAGCAGUACGACAACCACACCAGCUCCUACGACCACCACCACCGCCAGCGUCUGAAGGACCUGAAGCAGAGGGAGUUUUAUCGACAGCUGAGGAGCAGACGGCGGAGGAGAGGCCGAGAGCAGUGGCCCCGGAGCCCCCUGCAGGUGAAACACAGCGUUUCAGGUUUGGGUCCGAUGUUCCGAAACACGACGGUGGCCCUGGACACAGCGGACGAGCCGACCGUCCUCACCGGCUGCACUAAAGAGCAAGUUCGGAGCCGCUCACAGUGGGGUUCCAGCGACCUGAGUUCACUGGACACCGCGGCCGCAUCAAUCGAUCACAUCAUCAAUGAAACUGCUCGACCUCCAGAGGCUCAUCGCUGUGUAAACUGCACUGUUCCUCCUGCAGCCGCUGACGACGAUCGCAACGGCAACACGCACACACCACCUGACCCGCACACACCCAGCGCACACACCCACACGCGCCCGGUCUGCUUCUCUCUGCCCAAAAGAAACUGUACGCUCCUCCACCAAUCAGCCGCUGUCUUUCUUCAACCUCCAACAUCCAAAGAGAACGAGACCAAGACUCCUCCAAACGUGGACCGUGCGGACGUGGAGACUUCAUCAGACUCGAACGAACAAACAGAUCCCAUAAGUGCGACCCUAAAGCCAACACAGAACGAGCGAAUGGACUCACAGCGCCCAAAGGAGCCGUUCUGUCGCGUCCUGAGCCGUGACGGUGCCACCCUCCUCCUCUGGCCGUCGGAGAUGGUCAGCUACACCCGCGCCGCCCCCUCCAUCUCAUUCAGCGUCAACCCUCUGCUGCACGACUUUAAAGCUGAAAACACAAACAAGGAAGUGUCUGUGGACAAGAGUGGAGAGCCGGGGAGAGGGGAAGGAUUUGUGAUCAAACGGGCCGAGCGGGAGCAGAGGCAGGAGGAGGCGCAGGGACCGGGACCAGGAGAGGGGCUACGGAGCGCACAGAGACUGAGAGGAGGGUUAGGGAGCGCACAUGAACGAGAGCAUGAAGACUCACACUCAGCUGCAGCUAUAUUUGUGGCUCAUUGUGUCUCAAGCUCUUGCGAUGAAAGUGCUUUAAAGUGUCCCCUCGAUUGUGAGUUCAAAGGUCACCGUGAACCGCGGACAAAACGAAGGAGAGGCAAAAGAAGGAACCGAAAAAGAAGGACAAAUAGAGCAGCGAGGAUCAGUAAGAAAAUAAGAAAACUACAAGCAAACUCAGUGAGAAUGAAUCAAGUGAACUCACAAGAGCUGAGAGCAGACCUCGAGACACCAGACCUCGAGAGACCAGACCUCAGGGACCCCAAACACAGAAGAAAACACCAGGCUGCUUCAAAUGACCAGAAAAGAGCACAUCUAUUAAGCCAUCUUCCUGUCAGUCACUGUAAUGGCGGAGAGCAGCUGUGUGCACAGGUGAACAGCCAGGCCAGACGCCAUCUACCCCUGCAAUCAAACUCCCAACGGAGCCCAGGUUUCAGAAAAACGCCCAGUGGGGGAGCGGCUUGUAAUGCAGCGAUUAGCCUUGUCCCGCGCGCUGAUAUAGAGACGCCACGCUGUCCUGCAAUUACACCCUGCCCCGCUUCGAGCCGCGUGGAUGUGUGCGAGCCUCCCGCAGAGACACAGCUGCGAGAGAACCACAUGCUGCCAGAGAACGGAGCAAUGAGGAAGGAACUGUUGGGGAAAAGGACUUUUGAUAAAACGUUUGACCUAAACACACUCCGCGAUCAGGUUCAAAAUGUCCCUGUCGAACCUCACACUGUCCCCGUCGUGGCACCCGGGGCAGAUGACCCCUCUCCCUCACCGCCGCUCCCUCAAACACAUGUUCACUGUGAUGUCUUUACUGAAGCGCCUCCAAAAAAGGUCAAAAAAGAGAAAGACACAGAAAACUUCCUCGGUUUAAUCUGCACACGCUCUGAACCGAACCUCCAGGAGGCCCACGCUCCACGGGAGGUAAACGCCGUCACACGUCCUACCACACAGAUGAGCACAAACGGCAGAACCAAAAGAAACACCGGCGUCCAUUUUGUCACACACAGUUCGUCUGGAGAAGUCAAACAAACCGGUACCACGACAUCAGACCGAGCGGCGCAGAACGGCUCAAAACGUGAUCCCGGUGAAUGUCCGAGUGCUGAUUCUGCACGGGACAAGCGCAGGAACAGAUGUGGACUAAACGAAACGGCGAAAAAUGAACCAACGGAACAUCUGACCUCUGUAUCCACAACUGUAACGGGCCUGAUCUCUGCCAAAGCCCACGCCCGUCAGUGGGAUCACACGCAUCACUUCACUAAUUGUAAUUACUCAGAAAAAGACGCUGGAGUUGUCGUGGUGAUUAGCGCACAUCCUGAUCAAAGAAGAAAACCAGAACGAGAGAUCAGAAAGAAGCCGACGAGGGAGGGAGAGUGGGCCGGCCUCCCCCUCCCCCUCCCGCCGCUCUACCUCCCCCUGCCUCCGCCGCUCUACCUCCCCCUCACCCCCGUCCCCGCCCACUUCUCCCCUCACCCGUCUCCGCUGCCUCCUCUGCCGCCCCCCGCCUUCUACGCCUCAGCUCCGGUGCCACCUCUCCAGAGACCGGCGUACCCCCUGCCCGCCGCCCUGUACGCCCCACCACCACCACCACCACCUCCUCCUCCGCCUCCGCCGCCAUUUUUACCGAUGCAGCUGAUAGUUUCAAAGGCAACUUCCCUUUACUGGACUAACUGA